Molecule: messenger RNA, 1101 nt
Organism: Aureobasidium musti
Lineage: Eukaryota; Fungi; Ascomycota; Dothideomycetes; Dothideales; Saccotheciaceae
Source: the annotation of a GenBank genome assembly
AGAGGCAAGAGCAAAGCGAUCUGGCGUGGUCCGAGUGUCAAACGCCAAGCCAGGCUUUGGAGACCGGGAGACGGCGACUUGGACGACAGCAGAGCUCGCAGUCCAAUCCCGAAGGCCGUCGCCAUCUCACUUCGUCCUCAAUCACCUCUCCGCUCUCAUAGCCUGACCAUGCUGUCUCGCGCCGCUCGUCCCACCGCCAGGGCUGNNGCUCCCAAUGCCGCCAACUUCGCCACUCUCCGUGAAAUCGAGGGUCGUCUCAAGUCCAUUCGCAACAUCGAGAAGAUCACCAAGACUAUGAAGAUUGUCGCCUCGACCAAGCUCACCCGCGCCCAACGUGCCAUGACCUCUUCCCGCGCCUACGGCCAGGCUUCUCAGCAGGUCUUCGACGAGGCCGAGACCAAGCCCGUCGAGGCUGAGGGCAAGACCCUUCUGGUUGUCUGCUCUUCCGACAAGGGUCUCUGUGGUGGUAUCCACUCGGGUCUUUCUCGUUACGUCCGCAGAGAGUUUGGCCCCAACCCCGAGAGCUUCGAGCUCGUCGUUCUCGGUGAGAAGUGCAAGGCCCAGCUCGGCAGAUCCAACCCCAAGAACAUGGCCCUCAGCUUUGCCAACGUCGGAAAGGACGUCCCUACCUUCGCCGAUGCUUCCGCCAUUGCCGACCAGAUCACCCAGCUUCCCGGCAACUACUCGAGUGUCAAGAUUCUUUACAACAAGUUCUUGAACGCCCAGCAGUACGAGCCCACCGUUGUCGAGGCUUUCUCCGAGGACGCCAUCAAGGCUUCUGCCAACAUCUCUUCCUUCGAGGUUGACGACUCAAUCCUUGGUAACCUUCGUGAAUACUCGCUUGCCAACUCCCUCUUCUGGGUAUGUAUCCCUUUAUCUUGGAUCCUAGUACGGAAGACAGGUUUACUAAUGACGAUUAGGNCUCUUGCUGAGGGUCACGCCUGUGAGCAGUCUGCUCGCCGCAACGCCAUGGACAACGCCUCCAAGAACGCUGGUGACAUGAUCAACAGAUUCCAGAUUCUGUACAACCGUACCAGACAGGCUGCCAUUACCGGUGAGCUGGUCGAGAUUAUCACUGGUGCAACCGCCUCCGAGGACAUG